Hevea brasiliensis (rubber tree) is the source of this 3407-nucleotide messenger RNA. RefSeq names its product lon protease homolog 1, mitochondrial. Gene Ontology annotation, molecular function: ATP hydrolysis activity; ATP binding; single-stranded DNA binding. The coding region runs from base 185 to 3106 and encodes 973 amino acids. Lineage: Eukaryota; Viridiplantae; Streptophyta; Magnoliopsida; Malpighiales; Euphorbiaceae. The transcript is spliced from 20 exons. The record is from RefSeq and is a predicted model, not a curated record. Gene Ontology annotation, cellular component: mitochondrial matrix. Gene Ontology annotation, biological process: mitochondrion organization; chaperone-mediated protein complex assembly; protein catabolic process.
AUUAUUAUAAAAUUCUAGAACAUCUCAAAACUUCCCAAGGGUUUAUGAAGGGCUUUACCUCAACACUCAACCCUUCAAAGCCCCUUCUCCAGUCAUUUCCUUCAAUGGCGCUUCCAAACUAAGCGCACAAGAACUCUUCAAUUCUCAAUUUCGCCUUUCGAUUCUCCCAAAAUCUCCACCUACAAUGUUGAAGCUCCUCUCCUCCUCUUCCGUGCGCCAAAUCCAUAACCACCUAGCCUCUCCGUGCGUCCGAGUCACUACCGAGUCGUCGACGAAUCCGUUGCUCAAAGCGCUCGGUUCCAUUAUCGGGUUGACUCGGGCGAAAUCCGGAAACCCUUCCUUUUAUGAAAGAGCUUUUUUUUCCUCGGAUUCUUCCAGCGACGGCAAGGGCGAGGUGGUAGAGGUUGAGUUGAAGAAAGGAGAGUCUGGCACUGACAGUGCUGACGCAAGCAAUGCAAUCGUGCCCACUAGUCCUAGGCCCGAGGAUUAUCUAACGGUGUUAGCGUUACCUUUGCCACAUAGACCUUUGUUUCCUGGUUUCUACAUGCCAAUUUAUGUCAAGGAUCCUAAAUUGUUGGCAGCUUUACAAGAAAGCAGAAAAAGGCAAGCCCCAUAUGCUGGUGCUUUUCUUCUUAAAGACAAGCCAGGGACUGAUCCUAACAUGGUGACUGGUUCUGAAGUAGAGAAAAACAUAUAUGAUCUUAAGGGAAAAGAUUUGUUUAAUCGUCUUCAUGAAGUUGGUACACUUGCCCAGAUUACAACCAUCCAAGGAGACCAGGUCAUCCUUAUUGGUCAUAGGCGACUUCGAAUAACAGAGAUGGUUAGGGAGGAUCCCCUUAUUGUCAAAGUUGAUCAUCUCAAGGAAAAACCAUAUAACAAGGAUGAUGAUGUCAUAAAGGCAACAUCAUUUGAGGUUAUUUCAACACUAAGAGAUGUUCUAAAGACAAGUUCCCAUUGGAGAGAUCAGGUUCAAACAUAUACUCAGCAUAUCGGUGACUUCAAUUUUCCAAGGUUAGCUGAUUUUGGAGCUGCAAUAUCUGGAGCAAGCAAAUUGCAGUGCCAGGAAGUGCUUGAAGAGCUGGAUGUGUAUAAGCGUUUGAAACUCACACUGGAGUUGGUAAAAAAAGAAGUAGAAAUCAGCAAGAUUCAGGAAUCAAUUGCAAAGGCAAUUGAAGAAAAGAUAAGUGGUGAGCAGCGUCGCUAUUUGUUGAAUGAACAGCUUAAGGCCAUAAAGAAGGAACUGGGAUUGGAAACAGAUGACAAAACUGCACUCUCUGCAAAGUUUAGGGAAAGGCUUGAACCAAAUAAAGAAAAAAUUCCGGCUGAUGUUUUGCAAGUAAUAGAAGAAGAGCUUACAAAACUGCAGCUUUUAGAGGCCAGUUCAAGUGAAUUUAAUGUUACUCGUAAUUAUCUGGAUUGGUUGACUGCAUUGCCUUGGGGUAAUUAUAGUGAUGAGAAUUUUGAUGUCCUUCGAGCACAAAAAAUUCUUGAUGAAGAUCAUUAUGGACUAACUGAUGUUAAGGAAAGGAUAUUGGAGUUCAUUGCUGUUGGAAAACUCAGAGGAAUCUCACAAGGGAAAAUCAUCUGUUUGUCUGGCCCGCCAGGAGUGGGCAAAACUAGCAUUGGUCGUUCAAUUGCGCGUGCUUUGAAUAGGAAGUUCUUUCGAUUCUCUGUAGGAGGGUUAUCUGACGUUGCUGAAAUCAAGGGGCAUCGUCGAACCUAUAUUGGUGCAAUGCCAGGAAAGAUGGUGCAGUGUCUGAAAACUGUAGGAACUGCUAACCCUCUUGUUCUGAUUGAUGAGAUUGACAAGUUGGGAAGAGGACAUGGUGGUGAUCCAGCAAGUGCCUUGUUGGAGCUUCUUGAUCCAGAGCAAAAUGCUAAUUUUCUGGACCACUACCUUGAUGUUCCAAUUGACCUAUCAAAGGUUCUGUUUGUAUGCACAGCGAAUGUUGUGGACAUGAUACCUAAUCCUCUCUUGGACAGAAUGGAGGUAAUUGCUAUUGCUGGGUAUAUUAGUGACGAGAAAAUGCACAUUGCCAGAGAUUAUUUGGAGAAGUCUACACGAGAAGCAUGUGGCAUCAAGCCUGAACAGGUUGAGGUCACAGAUGAGGCUCUUCUUGCCCUCAUAGAGAAUUACUGCCGAGAAGCAGGUGUUCGGAAUCUUCAAAAGCACAUAGAGAAGAUUUAUCGGAAGAUUGCACUGAAACUUGUACGUGAAGGAGAAGAAUCCGAAUCUGAUGUUUCUGGGGAACCAAAAGAAGCAAAAGCAGAAUCUGUUCAAACCUCUUCAGAAUCAAUAGACGAUGGCAGUAGUGAAAAAAAUAAUGAAACCUCUACAGAUCAGCCAUCUGAUCAAAUUCAGGGUCCUGUAGAUCAACCUGUCGAUUCAAAGGAAGCAACUGAAACUCAGAAAAUUGAGGAAAGUGAAGUAACUAGGGCAGUUAAGAAGGUGUUGGUUGACACAUCUAACCUAACUGAUUUUGUUGGAAAACCUGUUUUCCAUGCUGAGCGCAUCUAUGAACAGACUCCAGUUGGAGUUGUGAUGGGUCUUGCAUGGACUGCAAUGGGUGGUUCCACCUUAUACAUAGAGACCACUCAGGUUGAGCAAGGAGAGGGGAAAGGUGCUCUUCAUCUUACUGGUCAACUUGGAGAUGUUAUGAAAGAAAGUGCCCAAAUUGCUUACACAGUUGCUAGAGCAAUAUUGGUUGAGAAAGAGCCAGAUAACCCCUUCUUUGCUAAUUCCAAGCUUCAUCUCCAUGUUCCAGCAGGGGCCACCCCCAAGGAUGGGCCCAGUGCUGGUUGCACCAUGAUCACAUCCUUGCUUUCCCUCGCCAUGAGAAACCCUGUCCGGAAAGAUCUAGCAAUGACUGGGGAAGUUACACUAACAGGGAAAAUUCUUCCCAUUGGCGGGGUUAAGGAGAAAACAAUAGUAGCAAGGAGGAGUGAAGUGAAGACUAUCAUAUUCCCAUCAGCUAACAGAAGGGAUUUUGAUGAGCUUGCACCUGAUGUGAAAAAAGGCGUUGACGUCCACUUUGUAGAUAACUAUAGCCAAGUAUUUGAUUUGGCCUUUGGAUAUGACCAGAAUGGGGUAAAUGAACACUCCUAAGUAUUCCAUUCUCGAGAUGACUAUUUUUGAGGGUAAAGUGCAUAUGUUCUUUGUGACCAUAUCCUGGAACCAAAAUCAGUUCAUAGUACAGACUAAAUUUUUUCAUCUUAUGGGUGGGAGAUGAUUUUCCAUUGCUUUAUUCACAUGUUAUAGUUCAUGUAAAACUAAAACCUCCCAUUAGUUAAUAGGUGUAAUUUAAAUUGCAGAAAGGGUUGAGUUCGUAUUUUUUAUGACUGAUUUUGGGAACAUCAGAAAUGCAGCCAUAGUGCAACAGUAUAAAUGAAAGUUUGUUUGAAUACAA